Molecule: messenger RNA, 2932 nt
Organism: Cutaneotrichosporon oleaginosum
Lineage: Eukaryota; Fungi; Basidiomycota; Tremellomycetes; Trichosporonales; Trichosporonaceae
Source: RefSeq, a predicted model, not a curated record
CUCCAGGUCUAGCGAUCUCACAUCACUCAUCCACUCGACAUCUCGCGCCCUCGCUCGCGCCGUCCUUAAUCCGCCAUCCUUCUCAUGCCCCUCAUUCUCGUGCAACAGGAUGGUGACCUUUGUUCCCUCUGUACAGAGGGUGCAACGCCGCAGCGAUAGCUCGCCCCAGUUGGCUGAGAACCAGGCGCCAUCUGGCCCGACCUAUGCAUUCGGCAGCCGCAGCGCCGUAGCGCUUGCGAUCUAUGGCAAGCGGUGGACUUGGAAAUGGGCAAUGACCACGCCCUCGACAUUCCCCCUCUGGAGCACUUCGCCGGACUGGCAGAGCAUUGCUUUGGUGCAACAUUUCCGGCCCUUCCCAGUGACGGCUGCCAAGGAGCUCCUCGUCACAUCCACUGUGCACUUCAGCAACUCCACGGAGGAGAGGUCGCUUAACGGGAGUCUGGUCAACGAUCAGGCAAAUGCAACCGAGCAGCUUCCUGGUCACGACGAGGAACACAAUGUCCGGACUGAGGAAAACUGUGUGCACAAUGACGGCCAGGUGCCCGCAGGCUGUCAGAGCGAGCCGCUUGCUGCCACUCAGACGCACGUAGCCGAGGCCGCUGUCCUCUUGCGCCCACGCUCCCAGCGCUAUCGACGUCGACUACCAGCAGUUCUGGUGCACCGCUGCGGCCCUCAGUCAUCCUACCUAGGCGCAACACCGCUGUCGCCAGCAUCCCAGGCCGCCCCGUCGGACAACGAAGAUCACCCGUUAACGAGUGUCAUCGAUACAUACGAUACGCCCAUUCUGCAGCUUGCGAGCUCUCCUUUCGUGAACAGCGGUCGUCUUGAUGGUGGGGCCACAGGUAUGCUGGUGCGCCUCGAGACCGUCACCCAUCUGAUCAAUCUUACUCUCGACCCGGAGUACUAUUAUGGCUCCUCCUCGCCGACAUACAACGUUUCCCGCAUAGCGGAGCUCAAUAAGGAGUAUACUGAGGGAAGGCGGCACGUUGAUGUCGCAUUGGAUCCUUUUCAUUGGGGCCGCGCCGCGGUAGUCGACGAAGGGGGUGGAGUGUGGAUGUGGUGGGAGGAGAAAGACCGCGGCAAUGAUCGGCGCCUCACCCAUGCCAUGAAGCUAUUGAAACUGCGGAGCCCUGUAUCCGAUCCAGAAGAUGGCUUUUUCCGAGUCGCGUUUGGUGUGCGACCCGACACUCUGCUCAUCCUUUCCCGUGACUCAGUCGUGCAAAUCGACACCGCGCAAACCCUCACCUCCAAUCAUCGCUCCGCAACAUUGCUCUCACUUCGGGAUCCCACCGAAAAGUUCUCGGCCAUUGAACGAACGGCUUCUUUGCGAGGUGGUGUGUUCACUUACGUGUGUACAAACAAACACGUCAUGUGGAUCGACCAGCACGGCGGGGCGCAGAAUCCGUUGCUGCGUUGGCGCCAUGAUAUGGGGGGCGAGCAAGACGAAACCCUGCAGCUUGUCGUCAUUUCGUCGCGAGAUGUUCCCCAUGCGGGUGGUGAGACCGUGCUUGUUCAACAGCCAUCGUCUGGGCGAGUCCACGGUGUCCUCGGCGCCGACCAUGGUCUGGCUGCUUUGGUCUCGGAGCCCUGGGCGCUGAGCGCGCCACAGACGGGGCGUUUCAGCACACUACACGCAUUUGCUCCACCGGCGCACGAGAAGGGCAGAAGUAUCGUGACGCUGGUUGCGUUAGGCGACAAGAAUAUCAGCGUUGGUGAGAUGUUCUUGACAGACCAUGAUGCUGUGGCGGGCAGCUCUGGUUCGUCUCCGACUAUCUUCAGGGCAUCGGAAGUCCCUAAACUGGCUACAGAGCAGACUGCUUCUGAGGCUCCAACCCCGACAGCUCCAGUCAAGGAUUGGGUCAUUCCAGCCCGAUGGGCAUGGCUUUCAAUCAACGACGAUGCUGCGAUUCCAUCAGCAGAUGUUGGCGAGAUGAAGGCGUACUUCAUGGAUCCUGAGGAGAACAUGAAAGUCGUCACCACACGCGCUGAGCUCGCGCACGCUGCCUGCUCUGGCCCACUUACUGUUCACCCUCAUAUCCUGAACAGCAUCAACUACGACGAAUCUUUCUCGGCCAGCGACAUCGCCAGUGUCCCAUUAUCCUCUCAUUUUGCCUACUCGGCGACUACCGGCACGCUCUUGGGGGAUGCGCCGGGCGACCUGUCGGCAAGUCCGCCAGAGGAGGAUCAAGGGCCAGCAGCGAGAAGGCUUCGCAGCGAUCUGCUCCUCAGCUCCAAGAUCGUGUACCCGACAGAUCCUCUGCCCAGGGAGGAUGUCAAAGACGGCGGUCCUAAUGUCGACGACUUGUUUGCCGAGGCAACUGGACAGUUGAGCCUCACUGACCGAGUUCCGGACCUCUCCUUCGCAGUCCUCCCGCCUCCGCCACGCGUAACAGCUUCUGACUACCACGAACAUUCCAAGAUUUACGCCCCCUCACGGUCGGAUAUGAGCACAGCGCACGCGCUACUUCGCGACUGGAAGCUCGGGGCAGAUCCUCUGCAGUACGAGUGGACACCCUCUGAACCAUCUGCGUCACUCCCUCCUCUGGGUCGAAGUGUGACGAGUCCGCCUCCGCGCCAAUUCUCGCCCAGGCCACCAUAUGUGUCAGCACCGCGCCCCGUGAGCCCUCUACCUAGGCUUCACGCCCAGUCGAGCCCUGUGAGGAGGUUCCCCGUCUCGUCUUUCGCAACUCAGACCUUGCCUAUCCUCACUCCUGGUCACCGGCCGGCGUCUCCGACCGUUCCCAGCGACCCAGACGUAUUCCCUCAUACUCAGAUUGAGCGUGGGGCAUACGGCGCUCGCCCGGAAGCUAGCGCUAAAGUGAGAAGAAAGCCUAUCAAGCGCAGACAUGGCUUCUAGACCUGCUGCGAUCAAUGUAGUCACGCAUGCGGAAGCAAGCGAUACGUGUAGUUAUGCAUGUUGUGUAUUGCCCCC